Culex quinquefasciatus (southern house mosquito) is the source of this 2844-nucleotide messenger RNA. RefSeq names its product V-type proton ATPase 16 kDa proteolipid subunit (gene Vha16-1). Gene Ontology annotation, biological process: proton transmembrane transport. The transcript has 3 exons. Gene Ontology annotation, molecular function: proton-transporting ATPase activity, rotational mechanism. NCBI's taxonomy places the organism in Eukaryota, Metazoa, Arthropoda, Insecta, Diptera, Culicidae. Gene Ontology annotation, cellular component: proton-transporting V-type ATPase, V0 domain. The record is from RefSeq and is a predicted model, not a curated record.
UUCAUUCAGUUUUGUACCGUGAGUGUGUCGAGUAAGUCGCAUCUUCUCUCCAGCAGACUCUCCAGCCGUCGCGUAGCAGGUUCCAACAGCCGCCACUCACUCACUCAACACACUCCAUCGCAGCAACCCGGAACAGCACCGCCGCCAGCAAAACUUUGUCAAAAUGGUUCUCGGAGAGGAAAACCCCGUCUACUCGCCCUUCUUCGGCGUCAUGGGAGCGGCCGCUGCCAUCAUCUUCAGCGCCCUCGGAGCUGCCUAUGGAACGGCCAAGUCCGGUACCGGUAUUGCCGCCAUGUCGGUGAUGAGACCCGAGCUGAUCAUGAAGUCCAUCAUCCCCGUCGUCAUGGCGGGUAUCAUUGCCAUCUACGGUCUGGUCGUCGCUGUCCUGAUUGCCGGUGCGCUGGAGGAGCCGGAGAAGUACACACUGUACAAGUGAGGCUUCAUCCAUCUAGGCGCUGGUCUUGCUGUCGGCUUCUCGGGUCUGGCCGCCGGUUUCGCCAUCGGCAUCGUCGGUGACGCCGGUGUCCGUGGUACCGCCCAGCAGCCCAGACUGUUUGUCGGUAUGAUUCUGAUUCUCAUUUUCGCCGAAGUCUUGGGUCUGUACGGUCUGAUCGUCGCCAUCUACCUGUACACGAAAUAAGCUGGAACUGUGAUGUGCGGUUCGAGUCGUCAUCCAUCACCACCACCACCACAAACAACUCCAACUCAUCAAACUCCAUCAAGUAAAAACAACAACCAACAAACUGCGCGCUGUGGCCGAGCACAGCAAGAUCCGAGUUCGGCCUGUAACAUCCUUCGCGGCAGCAGUGACAAUAUUUACCAAAAAAAAACACACACACACAAACACAAACUUUAUUACUACAAAUUUUUCGUUUAGAAAAGGGCAAGAACUAAAGUCGCCAAUAAUGUGCUUACGCAAUGUUGUGGUAUCCUCGUCGUUUACCAGCUUCUUAACAUCCAGAAAUUGAUGGAGAUGCCACCGCCACCUGCUUCCGGAACCUAGAACAAAAAAAAAACAAUUGAGAGACUAUGUAUUUAUGUAAAAUAUUGUAUUUAAUUGUAACCCACAAACAAAACAAACACACUUAAUUUAUGUAAUUGUUUUGUUUGCCUCUGCGCGCCGCCCCCUUGAAAGACAAAAGCCGGCCGGAAGUCGGAGGAAGGCGGCGGGUCCGGUUCCGAACAAAUCGAAAUUGAGUGCUAAAUAAUUGCUAUUUGUACAAAACAAAACAAAAACGAUAGAACAAGGAAACAACCCCCGCUCCGUUGCUGCUUAUCGCCCAUAUUGGACGAAGUGAGGGAGUGUGGCGGAACGCGGAACCUGUGCCAGAACCGCAACUUCCGGUUUGGGUUUGCGCGCGCGUAUCUCGGUCAAUUUCGGUUUAGAUUGUUUUCUUCUGCAAUAAUUAUGGUUUUCUUCACACGAACAACAUCAGUAAAACAGAGAGAACGUUUUGAGAUAAAAAAAGUUACUCGAACGAAAAGCAAGUCACAAAGGUUGAGUCUGUGAUAAAAGCUUCCAUCACAAACAAAGACAAAUCACAGGUUUAGCGAGACGGAAACGGUUCCCGGCAAACUCAACCGAAACUCCACCACUCUUACAGAACAUCGGCGGGAACGCGUUUCGCGAGUGCUCAAAACUUGCUGAAACAAAGGUUCAGAGAGAGUAUUAGACGGUUUUGUUUUCGGUCCCGGAAGGAGGUGCAUUAUUGGAAGAAACGAAAAAGUAAAACAAAGUUAGAACAUUUCAUUAUUUCGCGUUCGUUACAUUUGAAAUCGUUCAUAAUAUCAUCGGGAAAGGCAGAGUAUAUUAAAGAAAUCACACAAAAUCCAACUUGUUCUAUACCUUCAAUGUAAAUGUUCGUAAAUAUCCUUUAUUUCUUACGUGUAGAUUGAGUUAGGAACAAAAGAAACAGCUGCAUAUUAUAAAACAAAUGUGAUUGUUUAAAACAACUACUAAAAGAGAGUGUACUAUAAACUGACUAGUUAAAAAAAUGGACCCGAAAGACCAUCAAAUUUAAAAGAGAGAGAAAAAGAGCGACCAUCAACUCUGAAACAAACAAAAAAUCCUUUGCGAAAGAGAACAAUAACAUCGUUCCUCUUUCGCACGCGGUGCUAUUGCUUUGCAAUGCAAACUAAAGACAACAAAAAAUGUGACACACACACCGAUACAAAACGACACACACACACAAUCGCAGCAACCCGCAACGAAUGCUAGCACAACUUGGCCACACCCCUCUUUUCGAAACAACCCUCCUGGCGGCUACGCCGCCCCCUGGACCCGCUUCCGAUGCGCGUACGUUUUGAUGCUGAAACCGGCGCGGAGGACGAGUUCCACCUGGGGUGGCGGACGUCCGCUUCGGUUUGUGUUCCGGAAGGUCACGCGCGCACCAGCCGUUGUAUAAAGUAACAUCUCUUUUUUGGUCGGUGUGGCGUGAGCGGUGGUCAAGUGGUCCAGAAGCAUUCGGAGUGAGUUGCCUGCGGCAGCGUUCUCUCUGCGCGGAAGUGAAAUCGUAAUUGUUAUCCCCGAGCCAUCAGCAGGGAAAACACAUCAAACGGAACGGCUUGCAACAUCAGCAUUGGCCGCCGGAUACAUGCGUUUGCCAACGAACAUCUUGAGAAAUACCAAUAUAUCCAACCAAAAACAAAAAAUAAAAGAACACCCUGUUUUGUUGUGAGGAAGCUUUAAUAAGAUCCUAGAGAAAAGUUAAAACAAACAAAUUAUCGAUAAGUUGAACAAAAAUACAUACACAACACACAAAAAAAGUGGAAAACUGAAAAUCUACCGAAAUGACAUUUGAACAACAUCUGAGAAGAAAUUCAAUAAAUUUAACUGAAAACAAA